GCCCUCGUACAGGCGCAAUGCCAGCCUUUCAACUCGCUUUCCUUUCGCUCGCCCGUGACCGCCGCCUCUGGCCUAACUGCGACGCCUAUAUUCGGAAAUCUUACCACCCCGCGUGGCGUCGCGUUUGAUGCGGACGGAAACCUACUCGUUGUCGAGCGUGGUUUGGGCGUGACGGCGUUCACGGACCGAGACAGCACCUGUGACGGCUGGCUCAGGACGGUCGUCAUCGCGAACACGUCCUUUACGCAGGGAAUUGCGGUGGACGGCCCCAAGCUGUAUGUUAGCACGUCCGGAGCCGUGUUGCGCUACGUGUACGACACCAGCACACGGACCGUCAACGGAUUUCCGGAGGUGGUUGUGGAUGGAAUUCCACCGGAUGGUGAACUCACAACCCGGCCCAUCCUCCUCCACCCCGCGAAGAACCCGAACACUCUCAUUGUAUCAUCCGCGCUCUCCGAAAACAUCGACUCGACCGCGCGCGACCCAUCCUCCGGACGCUCGCAGCUACGCCUCUUCCCCUUGCCUUCCUCCUCCUCCGUCGUCCCCAUAGACUUCUUCAACGGCACGCUACUCGCCUUUGGUAUCCGCAACCCCGCAGGGUUCGCCUUCCUGCCCGACAUCACCUCGUCCAAGAAGCUGUGGGUCGUCGACAAUGGCGCGUCGAUCGACAACGUGACGGGCCUCACCGCCGCCUUCGUCAACGACAAUCCAGCCGACGAACUCAACUUCGUCGAUCUUACCGGAAGCGACAGUAGCAGCAGCGCCCCCUUUUACGGCUUCCCCGACUGUACGACUUUAUGGAACCCGGACGCCGACCCUGCGGGCGACCCGCAGUUCACGUCGUUCCAUACCGGAGAGCAGUUCAGCUUGGAUCUCGAGCCGGAGAGAGAUGACGCGUGGUGCCAGGACCCAGCGAACAACGUGCCGCCCCGCAUCAGCUUCCAGGCGCAUUCCGUGCCCCUGGACCUCAAGUUCUUCCGUCCGACGUCGGACGCGUCUACCGCGUCGCUCCCGAAAAGCUGGAAGGGCGACGCGUUCGUGUCCUUCCACGGAAGCUUCGAUCGUACGCCGCCUACGGGGUACGCCGUCGUCAGGGUCCCGUUCGCCGGCGCUUCGCCCGUGGCAUCUCCGACGUCAACCGAGGGCUACGAAAUCCUGGUGCAAGCUGCCAACCUCACUUCAUGUCCCGGGACGUGCAUCAAACCGGUUGGGCUCGCGUUCGCGAGCGACGGGAGGCUGUUCGUGAGCAGCGAUUCGAGUGGGGAGCUGUUCACUCUCUCAAGCAACGCAUAGCACUGUGAUAUUUUACGCAGCUGUGUACGUAUAGGCUAUUAUGAAGUCGACAGCAACGGCGAAACCAUCCCGAGUC
Molecule: messenger RNA, 1369 nt
Organism: Punctularia strigosozonata HHB-11173 SS5
Lineage: Eukaryota; Fungi; Basidiomycota; Agaricomycetes; Corticiales; Punctulariaceae
Product: soluble quino protein glucose dehydrogenase
Exons: 4
Source: RefSeq, a predicted model, not a curated record